This is a messenger RNA of Scutellospora calospora, 308 nucleotides long. The record is from the annotation of a GenBank genome assembly. NCBI's taxonomy places the organism in Eukaryota, Fungi, Glomeromycota, Glomeromycetes, Diversisporales, Gigasporaceae.
GUCUCGAAAUUGCCAUGGAGAUUUCUCGACAGGGUAAUGGUUACUUACAGGAAUCCAAGCUCGAUAAUGCAUUGUUUGCAAAUAAUCCAGAGAAAUGCGCAUCAGUCAUUGGUGUCUCUGUAAAUUUGAUUUAUCUCCUUUCUGCUAUAUUUAGUCCAUACAUGCCUUCCACUAGUGAAUCAAUUGUUCGUCAAUUGAAUGCACCGCUGAGGAUUAUCCCUGAUACAUUUACUAUGGAUAUUGAAGCUGGUCACCAACUUGGCAAAGCUGAAUAUCUUUUCAAAAGGAUUGAUGAAAAAAUGAGUGAG